AUGUCUCCUGUUGUAAGAGAUGAAAAGUCGGCAUUUGCACAUGCCAAAAUAUCGUCCAGACCGUACAUUUCACGGAGAGUCUCGCGGGCAGGACAGCCCGUCCGUUCCAAGGAACAGCGAGCCCUCUACCGCGCACAUCUCGCAAAGGACGCCGCUGCAGCCCAUCAGUACCAGCUCCUCCCCGAUGACCUUCCCAUGAAAGGUGUUUCACCCCUGCACAGAUUGAACAUGGUCAUUCACCGCCAAUGUCUGCUGGGCUCGUUUAAUAAGCGAUCCAUUGACAUUAUAGCCUCAGAGGACAAUGUCUCCCUCUACCUAACGCUUGAGGACAUUGAGGCCGCUGAGGCCGCUCAGAAGACUAGAACAUCAGCCGAAUCAUACCAGGGCACACCGGCAACCGUAGGCUCCCACGAGAAGGGCAAUCGCAAGGCCGCAAAGGCAAAGGGCAACCCUGGAACCAAAUACGUUUACCCCGCUCCACGCUUCAAGGGCAUCGAGGAUGUCAAGCCCAAGGACAAGGAUGACAAGAAGGACGGCGAUGAUGGCAAGGGAAACCGUCCCAAUGAUGAUGACAAGGAAACCCGUUCCAACGACCCUGACGAAGUCGAUGGCGAUGAGAACGAUUCUGACAUUAGCAUUGGAGACCUGAACACGAUGUUCGCUUGA
Messenger RNA from Pestalotiopsis fici W106-1, 666 nucleotides. RefSeq lists its product as uncharacterized. The transcript has 3 exons. The coding region runs from base 1 to 666 and encodes 221 amino acids. The record is from RefSeq and is a predicted model, not a curated record. NCBI's taxonomy places the organism in Eukaryota, Fungi, Ascomycota, Sordariomycetes, Amphisphaeriales, Sporocadaceae.